AUGGUUCUCAGAAGAGCACCAGAAUUAGAUGAUGGCUCGUGUAGGCUCCUUGGCCCAGUCGCUUUGGGCGUACAGGCGUUGAUGGGCUUAAUCGUGAUAGGUGCACUCGUAUUCAAGCGUUACAGGGAAUCUAUCAGGCGUCCGUGGAAAGUUUGGCUCUGCGACGUUUCCAAGCAGAUUAUCGGACAAGCCUUCGUACACGCUUUCAACCUACUCGUUUCUGAUCUAUUCGCUGUUCAUGGCGGUAGAAAUCCAUGCAGUGGCUACUUUCUUAAUAUCUCUAUAGACACUACUGUUGGCGUACUCAUCAUUUAUGGCCUUAUGAAGCUAUUCCACUGGAUCCUCGUCACAAAGCUCAACAAGCAGCGCUUCCAUUCCGGUCACUAUGGUUCUCCGCCUUCUAUUCUCUUCUACGUACUCAUCCUCACCCUCAUGAAGCUCCUCGUCGUAGCUUCGUUGGCCCUUUUCCCCUUCAUUUUCAGCGUUUCCGACUUCCUCCUCGAUGAAAUGGGUCCAAAUGCUCAAGUUAUCAUUUCAAUGUGUGUCUGGCCACUUAUUAUGAACGUUAUGCAGUUCUGGCUCAUUGACUCCCUAAUUAAAUCGAAAACAACCCCUCAAGACAACGGAUUCAGAGCGCAGACUUCCCUUGAUGAUUUCGACGUCGGUGAUGACGACGAUGAUGACGACACUGAACAUCAACGCUUCCUCACAAAACCAAAUCCAGACGACGAAGAAGAGGUAGGUGAUGAAGGUGAAGGUGAUGAUUCGCGGAGCAUGGAGGAAGGGAGACGGCGUGAUGAUGGCGGGGAUGAUAAGGAUGGCGGAGUAGUCAAGAACACAUUCCCCUCAAUCAUCUCUCGUUUCACUCCACUUUCCGACAAAGAAUCAUCACGCAUAAGUUAA
This is a messenger RNA of Wallemia ichthyophaga EXF-994, 903 nucleotides long. Its product is annotated as Vacuolar membrane protein. Bases 1 to 903 code for a protein of 300 amino acids. The transcript has 7 exons. Gene Ontology annotation, cellular component: membrane. Lineage: Eukaryota; Fungi; Basidiomycota; Wallemiomycetes; Wallemiales; Wallemiaceae. The record is from RefSeq and is a predicted model, not a curated record.